This is a messenger RNA of Phyllostomus discolor (pale spear-nosed bat), 5986 nucleotides long. It is a transcript of the gene SEMA4D, whose product is annotated as semaphorin 4D. Gene Ontology annotation, biological process: negative chemotaxis; positive regulation of GTPase activity; ossification involved in bone maturation. Gene Ontology annotation, molecular function: chemorepellent activity; semaphorin receptor binding. NCBI's taxonomy places the organism in Eukaryota, Metazoa, Chordata, Mammalia, Chiroptera, Phyllostomidae. The record is from RefSeq and is a predicted model, not a curated record. The transcript has 17 exons. Bases 2058 to 4661 code for a protein of 867 amino acids.
ACCCUGGGGAGUAUUAGGCCCAGCUCUGGGAGCAGGUUGCAGGUUAAUAGGAUGGGUGCAGCUAGCAGAGGCUUGUGGAAUGUGGGUAGACUCCCUGUGUGGUGGCUACAGAGCAAAUCCCUGGAAUCUGGGUACUUGGUGACUUCCAAUGGCUAUGACCCGACUUCCCUUCACACUGGGGAUUGAAGCAAAAGCUACUCCCAGGCUCUUCCUGCCAUGUUAAGGGAUACAGGCAUUUGGUUUUCCAGUACCGGCCUCAGGACCUGUAUGACACACCCUCCUGAGACUGACCUUCCUGACAGCUUCUGCACCACCUUGUGGUCAGACAGACUGAGUCCCCUUGAAGCCAGGAUGACGUCAUUUUAGGUUGUUCCCUCUCCUGUCAGUGCCAGACUCCGGGGAGGAACCAGAGCAACUGGCCUGGAAACAUCUGGAAGAGCCUUGAGGGCAGAUUGAUUGGCAGAGUGACUAACUCAGGUAGCAUCCCUCAAGGUUCUUUGGUGGUGGUGCUUACUUGGGGAUACACCUCUGCUGGUAAUACAGAAAUGGUUGCAUUAUGCCAUUAGCAUGCAUGGAGAUAGAUGGUGGGCCAGGAAGUAUCUUAGCAGCAGAGACAGGUUAGGAAAACUGGGACUUUUCCAGCCUCAGGUGGGGCCCGGCAGUGUUUGCUUCCUUCUCCUCUUAGCUCCAUGUGGGGCUGUCUCCCUGGCCCAGUCUGAGUGCUCUUGGGAAGCCAGUCCACCUCUCCACAGUGGCCACUUGGUCUUCAUUGAUGGGUGUGGGCUGGUGUGGUUUGACCAUUAUUCAGAGGCACCACAGUCUUGGCUGCAAGGUGCUCACCGACACUAGGGGCUGAGCAGGCAUUCCUGGAUGUCACUGUGGAAGGUGUGGACACUGGUGAAUAGAAUAGAAGGCUUGUGCGGAUAGUACAUGCACCAAAGAGUGAACAGUCAGAAGUCUGACAUCAGACUGAGGCAGAAAUUGGCGGCCUGAGGUGAUGGACUGGUGAACGUUCUUUCUGUCUUGUCAGGAGGGAGGUGACCUGGGGCCUUCGUGGAACAUUUGCCAGAGUGUGUGGAUUCUUUAAUGGCCACGGCCUCGGGGGAGGCCAGGGUAAAAGGAUGGGCUUUGUGUUGGCUCAGGCUGUGCUGACCCAAAUUGGACAACAGCCUAUGGUUGAGCUGCCCUGCCUCUGACUCUGCUGUGCAAUUUUAAGGAACUUUAAGAACAGUAUUUUGUGGUUUUAAGACUUUAAAAAAAAUCCUGUCUCAGGCCUCGGCUUACUGAGGCUCUGAGGCCUGUCCCUCCUGCUGUGAUGGAGAGGAGAUUGCCUCAUCCCUCUGCCACUGGGCUGAAUCUGGGGGCCAGGCACAGGGCAGAGGGGGCCAGUCCCCGGGUGAAACCACACCUGCUCUCCCCCAACCCCUACCAACCCCUAGCUGUGGGUACUUGGAGGGGUUGUGAGUGCCUGGGGGUACAUGCUGCUGCCACAGGCAGCCCAGAGUGCAAUCCUGAGCCAGUCUCGGAUUCUAGAUGGUUCUGGGCAAAUUCUGUGAUUCAUUAACCACCUGGAAAAUAGCAAAGAGAAGAAGGAGCCACCAUUUCUGAAGUGCCUGCUGUGGGGCCAGGAUACCUCUUAUCUCUGCUUUGAGUUCCUGGAGAAGGAAGGGUGGGGGUUGCUGCUCCAGGCACCAGGAACAUCAGCUAUAAGCACAGUGGGAGACAGAAUUUCGCAGAGCAGGGUUCCUAGCCCUGCUCACUGUGACAUGCUCCAUCCCCCGUGCCACGGACCGUUCCAGAGUCCAGUUGGUCUGUAGGUGAUUGCAUGGCCCUGGAGGAAGCACUGCAGCUGCAACCGUGGCCCUAGACUACUUCCUGUGUUCUAACAAAGAUUUCUGAAGACUUCUUCCUAGAAACGAUUGGGAAGUUUCAAGAGGCACAAGAUAAAGAGUUUCUGCGGAAGGUCGGAAAGAAGCACACCAUUUAAGAAUAGAACCGAGAGUCCUGUGACAUUGGCAGUGGUGAGAGCCACCUGACCCUACCCAGUGUGCUGGGAAAUGCAUUUGCUGCUGAAGUCCCUGCCGCAGCCCCUGCUGAUGAGGAUGUGUGCCCCCACUGGGGGGCUGCUCAUUGCCCUCACCAUGGUAUUUGAGGCAGCUGUGGCAUUUGCACCCAUACCUAGGAUCAUCUGGGAGCACAGAGAGGUGCAGCUGGUGAAGUUUCACCAGCCAGGCAUCUUCAACUACUCAGCCUUGCUGCUGAGUGAGGACAAGGACACCCUGUACGUGGGCGCCCGGGAAGCUGUGUUUGCUGUGAACGCACUUGACAUCGCCCAGAAGCAGCAUGAGGCAUAUUGGAAGGUCUCAGAAGAUAAAAAAGCAAAAUGUGCAGAAAAGGGGAAAUCCAAACAGACUGAAUGUCUCAACUAUAUCCGAGUGCUACAGCCACUUGGCGCCACCGCCCUUUAUGUGUGUGGGACCAAUGCCUUCCAGCCAGCCUGUGACCACCUGAACCUAACAUCUUUUCAAUUUCUUGGGAGAAACGAAGAUGGCAAAGGAAGAUGCCCCUUUGACCCAGCACACAGCUACACAUCUGUCAUGGUUGAUGGAGAACUUUAUUCCGGGACAUCAUACAAUUUUUUGGGAAGUGAGCCCAUCAUCUCCCGAAAUUCUUCCCACAGUCCUCUGAGAACGGAGUACGCAAUACCUUGGCUCAACGAGCCCAACUUUGUCUAUGCUGAUGUAAUUCGAGAAAGCCCGGAGAGCACUGAGGGUGGGGACGACAAGAUCUACUUCUUCUUCACAGAGGUGUCUGUGGAAUACGAGUUUGUCUUCAAGUUGAUGAUCCCCCGGGUAGCGAGAGUGUGCAAGGGAGACCAGGGUGGCCUGAGGACCUUACAGAAGAAGUGGACGUCCUUCCUGAAGGCCAGGCUCAUCUGCUCCAAGCCAGAGAGCAACCUCAUCUUCAAUGUGCUGCGGGCCCUCUUCAUCCUCAGGUCUCCAGGCCUGAAGGAGCCUGUGUUCUAUGGGGUCUUCACCCCACAGCUGAACAACGUGGGGCUAUCAGCUGUGUGCACCUACAACCUCUCCACAGCUGAGGCGGUCUUCUCCCGAGGAAAGUACAUGCAGAGUGCCACAGUAGAGCAGUCCCACACCAAGUGGGUACGCUACAAUGGGGCUGUGCCCACGCCGAGGCCAGGGGCGUGCAUCACCCACGAGGCGCGGGCGGCCAACUUCUCCAGCUCUCUCAAUCUGCCCGACAAGACGCUGCAGUUUGUCAAAGACCACCCUCUGAUGGAUGACUCUGUGACCCCAAUAGACAACAGGCCCAGGCUGAUCAAAAGUGGCGUGAACUACACACAGAUUGUGGUGGACCGGACCCAGGCCCUGGAUGGGACCGUCUACGAUGUCAUGUUUCUCAGCACAGACCGGGGUGCCCUGCAUAAAGCCAUCAGCCUUGAGAACGACGUUCACAUCAUCGAGGAGACACAGCUCUUCCAGGACUUGGAGCCAGUUCAGACCCUGCUGCUCUCUUCCAAGAAGGACAGAAGUUUUAUCUAUGCCGGUUCCAACUCGGGUGUGGUCCAGGCCCCUGUGGCCUUCUGUGGGAAGCACAACACCUGCCAGGACUGCGUGUUGGCCCGGGACCCCUACUGUGCCUGGAGCCCUGCCAGGGCGGCCUGUGUGGUCCUGCACAAGACCCACAGCUCAAGCAGGGGUCUGAUUCAAGAGAUGAGCGGGGAUGCGUCCACUUGUCCUGAUAAAAUUAAGGGAAGUUACCAGCAGCAUAUUUUCAAGCAUGGCAGCACAGCAGAACUCAAAUGCUCCCAAAAGUCCAACCUGGCGCGGGUGGUAUGGAAGUUCCAGAAUGGUGUUCUAAAGGCUGAGAGCCCUAAAUACAGCCUGGUAGGUAGGAAGAACCUGCUCAUCUUCAAUCUGUCAGAAGGAGACAGUGGGGUGUACCAGUGCCUGUCAGAGGAAAGGGUCAAGAACAAGACGGUCUCACAGGUGGUGGCCAAGCAUGUUCUAGCGGUCAAGAUGGUCUCAUGGAGCCCGGUGGCCUCCUCCUCACCAGCCACUUGGACGGAAGGUAUUAGGAUCACCCCCGAAGCGUCAACAGGGCCCAUCCAAGGCUCUUCUCCCCAGACCCCAGCUGUGCGGCUUACCACUCCUUCCAGCCUGGUGCCCACCAGUACAUCCUGUGAACCAAAGAUCGUUAUCAACACAGUCUCCCAGGUCCAGUCUGAGAAGACAAUGUAUCUCAAGUCCAGUGACACCCGCCUCCUCAUGUUCCUCUUCCUCUUCUUCUUUGUUCUCUGCCUUUGCCUCUUCUCCUACAACUGUUACAAGGGCUACCUGCCUGGACAGUGCCUCAGAUUCCGUUCUGCCAUGCUGCUGGAGAAGAAGCAACCCACCUCAGAUUUCUCCGACUGUGAGCAGAGUGUGAAAGAGACACUGGUGGAGCAGGGCAGCUUCUCCCAGCAGAAUGGAGGGCAGCCCAAGCCAGCCCCGGACACGGGCUAUGAGACAGAGCAGGACACCAUGGCCAGCAGAGCGCCCACCGACAGGGAGGACUCACAGAGAAUUGAUGAUCUUCCUGUCAGGGACAAGCCGUUCGACGUCAAGUGCGAGCUGAAGUUUGCUGACUCAGAUGGGGACUGAGGUGUUUCCCGUGGAGAGGUCUUUGUGUUCCCAUGCAGUAACCUUGUCCUGUGCCAUGUAGGUAGCCCAUCCUCCGCAAAUCUCAGUCUUGUAUCUUUUCUCUUGAGUCGAACUUUGACUUGGUUUCUGUUUGUCCUUUCGGAAUACAGCGAGCAUUGCACCUGGGCUCCCUCGGUCAGUUGGAGCGCUGUGAGCCGUACCUGCAGGCAGCGGGAAGAUGGCUGGACUGCCACUGGCCUGGGAAGAGUAGUACCUUGAGUGUCACCUCCUCAAAAAGCAGCCACUGAAAGAUAAUUUAAUUCCAGAUUGGAAAUGACUUUUUAGUUUAUCAGAUUGGUAACUUAUCACCUGUUGUCCAGAUUGGCACAAAGCUUUUCUUCUGCAUAAUUAUUUUUUAGGAUUUUGCUUUAAUUGUGUUGGAGUCUUAGGUCAUUUAUUUUUUAAAUUACUAAAGCAGCUAUUUUAAUAUUCAGAAGAUGUACAUCUUCUAGAUUUUGUUGUAUGUUUGGAUAAGAUAUGGCUUACGUUGCUUCAGAUUCUCAGGGAUAAACUUAAUUUUGCUAAACACGUUCUUUCUGCUUUUAGAAAUGCAGACAAAACCGUCUUUUGAGCACACUGACUUUUUCUUUUUAAUUCCUUCAGGGAAGCAUCAUUUCAGAAAGAUUUUCUUUCUAUACUUUUUUCUCUUUUUAACUCUUGAAGAGAAGGCGUGGAGGCAUCCUACGACCACCAGGCAGGGCUUUGAGUGAGGGGCGGUAGCCCCACGGGGCAGAGCUGGGCUGGCCCAGAGCCGAGGGGACAGGUGUUUCACACUCCACUGCCUGUGGCCACUGGUCACAGCCUCCCGUCCCGACAGACUCUGGUUGUCUGAACAUCUUCUUUUUCUUUUUGCUUCCACUUCACACCUCUUACCCACCCAGACUUUCCACUUGGCUGACCUGAGCCAUCCACAGGUAAAAGAGAGCUGGGCAGCAGGGAAGGAUGGGCCUGUGUCCACAGCUGCCCACAGACACUGCUGUGGCAGACCUGCGUGGCCUGGCACUGUCUUUAAGAUGUGACAAGCGGUGCAGUUUAACAUCGUUGACCUCGCACUCCACCUCCCGCUAUCCAAAUACCUACAAGAGGAGACUUUUUUCCAUGGCAAAGAGCAAUAAACUCUGGAUUUGUGUGUGCCUGUGUGGACAGUCUCAUCUUCCAGCAUGAUAGGAUUUGACUGUUUUGUGUAAACAGUUGUGUUUUAUAAGAUUUACUUUGUUUUUAUUUUUCUACUUUGAAUUGUAUACAUUUGGAAAGCAACCAAAUAAAUAAGAAGCUUAUAUCCUAAA